AUGAAGUAUUCGACCGCGCUCGUCGUGGCCACGGCCUCGGCGGUUAAUGCGGGCUUCUGUAACGAUGCCUUUGAAGAGUUCGGAAACUUCUUCUGCCCCAAGGCGGUUAAGCAGGUCAAGUACAGCGGCCUCGACAUCGCUGGCAAGUACCGCGCCGUCGCCCAGAUGGAUAACAAUGGUCUUUGCACGUUCCAGGACAAGGACUACUCUGGUCCCAUCGCCCCGUUCGACGAGGACUUGACUUUGCACUUCCGAGGUCCCCUCGAACUAAAGACUGUCGCUGUCUUCACCCCUUCUUCGGGCGCGUCCAAGCGUGAGGUCCAGAGACCUCACUCCAAGCGCCAUGGCCACCAGCACCUUCACAAGAAGCACCACGAACACGCCAAGGCCGAUAAGCGUGAUGAUAUGGUCGUGGCCACGAUCGAUGGCCAGGUGGUGUCGUGGGCGAACAAUUAUUUCGGUGGUGGCGCCGAGACCCCCGCCCCCGCUCCGGCUCCCGCAGCUACGGAGGCCCCUGCUGCUCCUGCUGUCCCUGCCCCUGAGAGCAGCCCCGAAGCGCCAGCUCCGUCGUCGUCUAAGUCUGCUCCUGUCGAUGUUCCUGCAGGCGACUUCCAACGUAUCGCCUACUACAACUCUAAGGACCAGACUGCCGAUGGUCUUGUUUUCCUCGGUAACUUUGGUGACCCGGCUAUUUCUGGUACUUGGGACACUGUCUGGGGUGCUAGUUUGGCCUACGCUAACGAAGAUGGCACCAAGGCUGCUCCCUCUCCCACCGUCCUUAAGGACUGCCGUAUCGAUGACACCAAGGAAAUCAUUAUUGCUUCUGACCAAAAGUGCGACGACAGCUGUGGUACCGUUCGUCCUGGCUCUGUUGCUUACAAGGGAUUCGGUGGUGCUAACAAGGUCUUCCUUACCGAGUUCUCUAUGCCCCUGAGCGGCCAGACUGGCUGGAACAUGGACAUGCCCGCAUACUGGCUGCUGAACGGUGCCAUUCCACGAACGGGCCAGUACAGCAAGUGCAGCUGCUGGUCUGGUGAUAACGCAAGCCCCCAACAGGGUGGUUGUGGUGAGGCUGAUAUCAUUGAGGUCCUCCGCUCCGGUGACACCAAGGCCAAGUCGACUUUCCACUUCGCUGCCGGAACUGGUGACUCUCACUACUUCGACCGCCCGACCGACAAGACCAUGAAGGUUGCCGUCGUCUUCCAGGCUGCCUCGUCCACCACCUCUAUCAAGGUCCUCGAUGACGACUUUGACAUGACCGGCACCAGCCUGACUUCCGACCAGGUCGAGGACAUGGUCAACGACGAGCCCGAUAUCAACCUCUUCAGCUUGAUGAGCUUCGGCGCGUAA
Daldinia decipiens is the source of this 1350-nucleotide messenger RNA. RefSeq names its product putative TOS1-like glycosyl hydrolase-domain-containing protein. The transcript has 4 exons. Lineage: Eukaryota; Fungi; Ascomycota; Sordariomycetes; Xylariales; Hypoxylaceae. The record is from RefSeq and is a predicted model, not a curated record. Gene Ontology annotation, cellular component: fungal-type cell wall. Bases 1 to 1350 code for a protein of 449 amino acids.